AUGGGGAGCUACCGGGGUGCUUUGGCACAUUCGGGCGAACUGUGCGUUCAGGGGCUUCAAGAGAGGAGCUCCCGCAUCCUCCCCAGAGACCCUCGAUCGCUGCUCCCCGAGGCCGGUGCUAUGGAAAGCAGGUGGCUGGCCCUGCUCUCAGCUGUCAGUGUCUUGCUGGCUUCAUCAGGAUCAGAGGCGCAGACUUCUCGAGGAUCGGGUUCUGUGAUCUCUGCAGAUUCCUGCCCUCCCUGCCCUAAGACUGCCGUCUGCUACAACAGCACCCACUGUGUCUGCAGAAACGGGUUCAAGUACUCGUGGCUGGGGAGGAUCUUCCACACCUCCUACCUCAAGUGUGACGAUGCUGACGAGUGUAGGAGCGAGUUGGCAAAGUGCCAGGAAAUGUUCUGUAGUAAAAAGAUCGGGUAUUACCUCUGCGUCUGUGUGGUUCAACGCUCUUUCUUCCACUGGCUCUCUGGCUCCCUUGACACUGAACAUGCACAAUGUCACGAGAACCAGGAUGGAAACAUGAACUCACAGCAGAACGUUUGGGAAGAUCUGUCGAAAAAUAAGAGCCAAAAGGAUUUUGCAGAAAAGGCUACCAUCCUACUUAAGCGUGUGGAACUGGAAAUACUGAAUAAGAAUAUUGAUUCUCCAGGAAAGGGCGAAAACCCCCUGUUUGAUCUAGUCUAUGAAACCAAGAGGUGCAGAGAGGAGACUCUGCUGGAGGCUGGGAACAACACGAUGGACCUCAACUGCACUGGCGCCUUCAAGGACACCACAGGAGACAAGAGCAUAGUUGCUCUGAUCACUUAUCGAUCUCUUGGGAAUUUUCUGAACGGAUCCUUUUUCCGUGAUAGAAGGAGGAAGCUGGGAGCCAGGCUGAACUCCCAGGUUGUGAGUGGCACCGUUGGUGACAAGGUCAACCUGUCUGAACCCACAUUCCUGACUUUUCAACACACUCAGCCUGGUGGUGAGACGGCAAAGCAUCUCUGCGUCUACUGGGAAGGGUCGAAGGAUGGGGGCAGCUGGUCGACCGAGGGCUGCUUCCAUGUGGGCAGCAAUGACUCCCACACCAGGUGCAAGUGCUUCCACCUGUCCAGCUUUGCUGUCCUCGUGGCUCUGUCGCCCAAGGAGGAUCUGGUGCUGACGGUGAUCACCUACGUGGGGCUGGGGCUCUCCCUGCUCUGCCUCCUCCUGGCAGUCCUCACCUUCCUCCUGUGCCGGCCCAUCCAGAACACCAGUACCACGCUCCACCUGCAGCUCUCUCUCUGCCUCUUCCUGGCCCACUUCCUGUUCCUCACGGGCAUCAACAGGACUGAGCCUGAGAUGCUGUGCUCCAUCAUUGCGGGGGUGCUGCACUACCUCUACCUGGCCGCCUUCGUCUGGAUGCUCCUGGAAGGGCUACACCUCUUCCUCACAGUCAGGAAUCUCAAAGUGGCCAACUACACCAGCUCGGGAAGAUUCAAGAAGAGGUUCAUGUACCCCCUGGGCUAUGGCAUCCCAGCUGUGAUUGUCACUGUGUCCGCGAUAGUUGGACACCAAAACUAUGGCACAUAUACUCACUGCUGGCUCAAGCUCGAUGAAGGAUUCAUCUGGAGCUUCAUGGGGCCYGUGGCCCUCAUUAUCUUGAUAAACUUGGUGUUGUACUUCCAAAUUCUGUGGAUUUUGAGAAGCAAACUUUCCUCCCUCAAUAAAGAGGUUUCCACCAUUCAGGACACCAGGGUCAUGACAUUUAAGGCCAUUGUUCAGCUGUUUGUGCUGGGAUGUUCCUGGGGCCUUGGUUUCUUCAUGGUUGAAGAAGUGGGGCAGACGGUGGGAUUGGUCAUUGCCUACCUGUUCACCAUCACCAAUGUCCUGCAGGGGGUUUUGCUCUUCGUGGUUCACUGCCUCCUGAAUCGCCAGGUGCGAAUGGAAUACAAGAAGUGGUUUAGCAGGGUGCAGAGGGGUGUUGAAACGGAAAGUACAGAGAUGUCUCGCUCCACUACCCACACCAGAAUGGAGGAGCCAGGGAAGUCCUUGGAACUCGGUCACUGAAGACACCCUGUCCAUCUGACUGAUGCAGCUCCUCCCCGCUCCUCAGCUGGGGACCGAGAACUGGCUUGUGUCCAC
Molecule: messenger RNA, 2100 nt
Organism: Urocitellus parryii (Arctic ground squirrel)
Lineage: Eukaryota; Metazoa; Chordata; Mammalia; Rodentia; Sciuridae
Product: putative adhesion G protein-coupled receptor E4P
Biological process (GO): adenylate cyclase-activating G protein-coupled receptor signaling pathway; cell surface receptor signaling pathway
Cellular component (GO): plasma membrane
Molecular function (GO): G protein-coupled receptor activity
Source: RefSeq, a predicted model, not a curated record